AUGGCUCCACAGGCAUCAACUUCUAGCGAUGACGAGGCACCAGAAGCAUUUACCUUUGGCUCUUCUAAAAAAGCGGCGCAAGAUGAUCAAAUCACCAUCCUGAAAUUCGAGGCUGCAGAGAAGUCGAAAAAAAAGCAAAAGAAUCGCGAGAGAGAUCGCGUCCUUAAAGAGCGUGCAGAGCUAGCAAAAGCUAAUCUUGCUAGAAAACGGAAGUCGAAGUCGAAAGGGAAAGAAAAGGCGGUGGUAGCUGCGGAAGCAAGCGAGGGGGGAAAUGCUGGUGGGCGUAAUAACCUUGAGUCUAGAAUGGAACGAGCGAUGAGAGAGGCCGAAGACGAGUCAGACUUAGACGACAAGACUCAUGGCAUGGGAGCUGGGUCUAGGAUAGAAGGCGACGACUCAGAUGGAAUUGGAGGUGGCUCGGAAGGGGGGGAAGAAGAUAUAGAGAUGAGUGGCGACGACAGAGAGGAGGGGAGUGGCUUGUUGGACAAAGGCUCGUAUGAGGACGAAGAAGCUGACGACUCCUUUUCCCAACAUUUCACUGUCUCGAAUAACCGUUAUCUCCCCGACCAUCUAUUUUCCUCCGCGCUUUCAAAACCCAUCCCCAAGCCAUCGUCAAAACGAAAGCUGGACUUAGCUGACACGCCCGAACCACCCGCCCUGAGACGAAAACGAGCCAAACAUCCGUCUAAAGACAUUAAUAUCGGCUCUCGGACAAUCCGCACAAUGUCCAGCCCAUCACUUGCCGUUCCUUCAGUUACACCCCGAGCUAUGGUUCCGCCUCCCAAAGUGAACAGGUUCUUUAAGAAAAGUCUCAAUGUAAACGGGAAUGCGAACAGUGCGAAGGCGAAAGGAUGGGAGCGUAGAUCAGCCAACGUCGGCGUUAUGAAGCGCAACGGACCUGCCGCGAGUUUUGUCAGGAAUCGAUAA
This is a messenger RNA of Fibroporia radiculosa, 927 nucleotides long. RefSeq lists its product as uncharacterized. NCBI's taxonomy places the organism in Eukaryota, Fungi, Basidiomycota, Agaricomycetes, Polyporales, Fibroporiaceae. The record is from RefSeq and is a predicted model, not a curated record. The transcript is spliced from 3 exons. The coding region runs from base 1 to 927 and encodes 308 amino acids.